Oncorhynchus mykiss (rainbow trout) is the source of this 3769-nucleotide messenger RNA. It is a transcript of the gene prdm13, whose product is annotated as PR domain containing 13. NCBI's taxonomy places the organism in Eukaryota, Metazoa, Chordata, Actinopteri, Salmoniformes, Salmonidae. Gene Ontology annotation, molecular function: protein binding. Gene Ontology annotation, cellular component: nucleus. Gene Ontology annotation, biological process: regulation of gene expression. The record is from RefSeq and is a predicted model, not a curated record.
GAGCCAAACUCUCUCACACCGCGCGCAUACUGUUCGCCCUUGCGCGUUAAUGUGUCGAGGGGGUACCUUGCUGCUCCAUUAGAAAAGCCUGAUCACAUACGCCACCGCAUCACUUUGCGGGCGGAGAUUGGCCUGUCCUCAUCUCUGUGACUCCUUCUUGUCUCAAUCAGUCACUGCGUGGUCUUCAUGGUUCUCAAACCACUGCACGGAGAGCCAGCCAUGCAAGCAACUCGGGCAUCCGCUAUCAGUGUGUUUGCAGACUGCAGCAUCCCCGCCGGCCUGCGGAUAGGACCGGUGCCGGGCGUCUUCAAACUAGGGAAAUACGUUACUGAUCGCAAAGAGGUCGUAACCAAGAGAAAGAUUCGGCUGCUGAGGGGUGAAAUCGUGGAUGAAUCAGGUUGCCCUGUGCCAGACUGGAUUGGGUGUAUCCGGGCGGCCAGAAACAGUCAAGAACAGAACUUGGAGGCUGUCUCAGAUCUACCUAGUGGGCAGAUUUUCUAUCGUGUGCUGACGGAGAUCCCAGCAGGCGAGGAGCUGAGUGUGUGGUACUCCAACACUCUGGCUCAGUGGUACGACAUCCCUACCACUGCCACUCCAACACACGACGAGAAAGGUGAAGAACGCUACAUUUGCUGGUACUGCUGGAGAAUAUUUAAAUAUCCCAACACACUCAAGGCCCACGUCCAUUUCCACUGCGCUCUGAGCAACGGGCGGAGCUUUGUGAACAGCGAGCAGGCCAGGAGCACAGACAGCUUCAGCAGGUCACCCAAAUCCGGGGACAUUCCCUACACCUCCGCCUCGCCCAGGAACGGCCACAACACCUCCAUCUCAGACUCUGUCAGACGGACCGUGUCUUCCUCACCUUUCCUCAACAAAGUUGGCGUAUCAAAGAAACCCAGCUCUGAGGAGCAGGACAGAGCACUUGACAUGAGCGUUACCUCGGCCAGAAACCACGGACAUCUCAUGGGCCUUGGCGCAACGUCUUCAAUGUUGAGCAACAUGGGGUUCCACCCAGGCGUGCGCUCUGCAUUCAAGCCCAUGGGCCAAACCAAAGUCCCCACGGCUGACGUCUACAGAGAGGAAACUAAUGGGAAGCAUAAUGGACUAGGCUUCAGCAAACUCAUGGGGAACAUGAAAUCAACGCGAGCCUUGAAUGAACCUUUGACCGGAAGCCAUCCCUCCAAGUGCGUCCAUCCAUUAGAUUCUACAUCUCCCGUUGUCCCGUGCGCAAACACCCUCAGGGGUUUUCCGUUAAUACCUAAUUUUGAGGAGACAUCAGCUUUCAAGCACGUGGAGAGCCGAAUGCACUCUGGACUGUCCCCCUCGCGCUACUCUCAGAUGUCCUCUGGAUUCCAUUUUGAGAGGUUUUCUCUGCCUCAGUUUGAUGGCGUCAAGCCAUAUAAUGGAGAUUGCAAUAUCCCCCUCAUGCCAUUCACCGUGUACAAUGGCGAGCUGCUUUAUAGUUCACCAUACUACCCACUGAAAUUCCAUUUUAGCAAUCUCCUAAAAUACCCGGAGACAAUGUCCUACUUUGGCGCACCUGCACUCAACCAAGACCUGGGUUCAAUUACCAACAUUGACAGGGAGAUAGCCAUGCACACUCAACAGUUGUCUGAAAUAGCCGUUGAAAAGAACCGAACCAGGCUCGACUCUAUGCCCACUGCUAACACAGGCUCAGGGAAGCCCAAAAAGGGACACUUAUGUCUUUACUGUGGUAAACUGUACUCUCGGAAAUACGGACUCAAGAUUCACAUGAGAACUCACACAGGGUACAAACCGUUGAAGUGCAAAGUUUGUUUUCGGCCCUUCGGUGACCCCAGCAACCUGAAUAAGCACAUCCGUCUGCACGCGGAAGGGAACACCCCGUACAGGUGCGAAUUCUGUGGCAAGGUGCUGGUGCGCCGGAGGGAUUUGGAGCGUCAUGUCAAAUCAAGGCACCCUGGACAAACAAUAAAAAAAGCUGAGGACAAAACCGAGAGCAUAUUCGAGGAUCAAGAGCAAAAGAGCGACAAUGACAGCGACGUAGAUGUAUGCUUCACCGAUGAUCAGAGCGACCAAGAAUCCAGUAAAAUAGAUGAUUAAUUGAGAUUUUGACACGAAUAUGGCAAAGACGGCAUAAUGUUUUGUGAAAUUGUUACAGGUUACCUGUACAUAUUUCUGUGUAAUAUGAUUUCCCCAAGGAGCGAAAGUUAUUUAUGUAUGUUUUAAAGCUAUUGAAAAUGUAAUUGUUCAUUAAAAAAAAAUUCUGAUUAGGACUAGACAAUUUUCAAAUGAGCUUUUUCUUUUACAACAAUGUCCUAUUCGUUUCAGAUGGAACAAAGUAUAGGCAGUAUGAUUUCAGAAUUGUAUAAUAUCACAGCUGAUGAUAAUGAAUUUAUUUUUGUAUACGCUAAUUGGUAGCCAAUAUGUUCCCCAAAUAGAGGUCGGCUGCACUUUUACAAUUACAAUUACUUAAAUGUUGCACUUUCUUGCGAGGGCAUUUAAUUGUUUUAGGGCAAAGUUGAAAAGGCUCAGCAAAUAUUUAUAGCAGUUAGUACCAAUCCAUUAUUUAAGGAUCUUGUUUAUAGUAAAAAAUAACAUCUGAUUUAAACAGCAUCAUGUACAAAUCUAAGAAUAUGAUAUUUCACUGCUCAGUGAAAAAGUGUUGUAUGUUUGUUCAUAAGUGAUAUUGUAUAUUGACAAUAUUUUCCUCUUGUUCAUUGAGUUGUUCCUUUUUAAUAAAUGUAAUUUAAAACUUUGAAAUGGUUUGUAACUUGAUUCAAAUAUAUAGUCUACACUCAAGCCUACUGAUUUAUUAGGCUAUCUAAUGCACAUCAAAUAAAUUCCCCCCACUUUUAACUGCCAUGGAUAGUGCACUAAUGAAUAAUUCGAUAUUCCACUUUUAGCCUACAUUGUAGACAGGGUUAUCAGGAUGUCGUCUCUAUAUUUCCUGUGCAGUUGAAGUUAAGAUUACUUCCGUUUGAAGACGUUUUUCAAAUGGGGUGUCCUCUGAAUUCCUCUGAGGACGCUGUCGAUUCCGGACAAAACGCUUGGCUGUGCGCAUUACAGUAAACCCGCAAUAUAUCUCACCACUGUAGCGCAUGGUGUAGCCAUUAAGAAGAAUGACUUGACUAGUCGACGAGCGUUGGGCCGUUUAUAAAGUAGGCCUACUGGGUUCUUACCUUUGUAAAUACAAUAUUACAUUUGAUUAAUAUCAUCAUCACCAUCAAAAUGGUCUGAUCCAACAAGUAAGAGAUUCAACAAAAUCCAGGUACAUUGAAAACAAACAAAAACGCGGGUUCUGCAACAAGUAGGCUUCUAGAUACAUACUCGAUACAUUUUAUUCAAAUAUUUUUUUUUAAAGAAAAUGAAUAAACAUGGUCUGUUUCCAACACAUUCAUGAAUCUAUACGAAUAUGUGCUGAAAGGCCUGGCUGGAAAUGAAAUCAACCUCAAUCUUGAUAGAGAGCUAAACCUUCGACAACAUGCACUAUUCACGACAUAAAGUCAACUUCUCCCUAUAGAGAUAAGGAGCAGUUUUAACCGUGCAGUGAAAAUGCUUCCUUCCUACAUUGUGCGUAAAAGUGCAGUUUCAGGAAGGUGUCUUGUUCCGUGGAAAGAGCAGAUAUAAUCUUAAAAUAACAGCAGGUCAGAUUUAUGGCCUGUUGUAAAAGGAACAUUUAAAAGGGCAAAAUACGUUUAUUUGGGGAAAAAGGUCCGAUCCAGAAAAGGGUUAGAACAAAAAUAUUGAUGCAUUUCAGACUCAGAUAGUUCUAAAAUAGUAUAAAGUG